Messenger RNA from Raphanus sativus (radish), 1783 nucleotides. RefSeq names its product F-box protein At1g11270-like. Bases 53 to 994 code for a protein of 313 amino acids. The record is from RefSeq and is a predicted model, not a curated record. NCBI's taxonomy places the organism in Eukaryota, Viridiplantae, Streptophyta, Magnoliopsida, Brassicales, Brassicaceae. The transcript has a single exon. Gene Ontology annotation, molecular function: protein binding.
UAUAAUAUAUGCAUAAAGCCUCUACUGUCGUUCUUGAUCAAGGUAGGAUACAAUGUUGAAAAGACAUCGCGCGAGUGUGGAACUAUUACCACAUGAUGUGGUAGAGCUCAUCCUCGAGAGGCUUCCCGUGGAUUCUCUGCUUAGAUUCAAGUCUGUAUCAAAGAAUUGGAAAUCAACAAUUGAUUCUGGACGUUUCCAACAAGGUCAAUUUAUCCGUCGUAAGCAAUCACGAGGUCCUGAUGUUCUUUGCCUGCCCUUCAGUAAUGAUGGUCUGGAGGAUGAGGACAACACAUAUGCUAAAAGAUUUGUGUCUGGUUCAUCAGUAGCUUCUACACUCAAGUUCCCGGUUUCUCGAAAGUUGUUCUGCUACGGUAGUUGUGACGGACUGCUAUGCCUCUACUCUCUAUGCGAACAAAGUGCCAGCGUCGUGGUGAAUCCCGCCACUAGAUGGCAUCGAACCUUUCCUCUAUCCAACGUUCAACACCUCAGCAUCGAGAAAUUUAAUAUAUGUGAGUAUAAUGCCUAUACUCUUCCUCGGCUUGGAUUCGGUAAAGACAAAGUAACAGGCACGUAUAAGCCGGUCUUUUUAUAUAAUUCAUAUGAAUUUAAACCAGACAGCGUUACUACUUGUGAAGUUUUCGAUUUUAGCACCAAUGCUUGGAGGUACCUUGUCCACGCUUCUCCUUAUCGGAUUCUUGGUUACUAUGACCCCGUGUAUUUAGAUGGGUCGCUUUAUUAUCUCACUAACGAAGAAACCAAGGUUCCACCUUUCAUUUUUCCCGCUGAAACUUUUGAAGUCAAGUUAUUAUCUUUGGAUCUUCACACCGAAACGUUUCAAGUCAUCUGUAAAACUCCCACCCAUUAUUCAUCUAAUAACCCUUACACCAUCACAAUGUGCAUCCUCCAUGAUCGUUUGUGCGUUUCCGAGAUAAACUGGCCCAUCCAAGAGAUAUGGUUGUUGGAUGGCGCCAACAAGACAUGGAUGAUAAUAUAACGCCCGACCCGCCCACGGCUAAUGGGCCACCCACACCCGCUCUCUCGGCCCGUGGGCCCCAUCCCAUCCGACGGUCGGUCGUUAAUUUUCCAAGGCUCCAAAUCAUUGUUUACUGACCCUGCAAUCACCACAUGACCUUUCCCCGUGCUUUGGCCUCACUCACACGCUAUCGCGAAUCACUUCCCGAUAGGUCACCCAUCCUUCCACUACUCCAGCUCAAGCACGCUUAACUCUGGAGUUCUUUCAGGAUGUGCUCCGGAAAAGGUAAGUCAACUUUGGUGACAUAGGUAGCCAAAUCAAUUCUCUUAAGCCUUUCCAUAUACCACAAACCCGGGAUGUUACAAUUCACCCCCUCUCAAAGAACGCAACGUCCUCGUUGCGCCCCACGACAGGUCUCAAGACGCCUCUCAGGUCAGAACUGAGACGGCUAACCUGCUCUGAUACCACUUAUAACGCCCGACCCGCCCACGGCUAAUGGGCCACCCACACCCGCUCUCUCGGCCCGUGGGCCCCAUCCCAUCCGACGGUCGGUCGUUAAUUUUCCAAGGCUCCAAAUCAUUGUUUACUGACCCUGCAAUCACCACAUGACCUUUCCCCGUGCUUUGGCCUCACUCACACGCUAUCGCGAAUCACUUCCCGAUAGGUCACCCAUCCUUCCACUACUCCAGCUCAAGCACGCUUAACUCUGGAGUUCUUUCAGGAUGUGCUCCGGAAAAGGUAAGUCAACUUUGGUGACAUAGGUAGCCAAAUCAAUUCUCUUAAGCCUUUCCAUAUACCACAAACCCGGGA